Lucilia sericata (common green bottle fly) is the source of this 2225-nucleotide messenger RNA. It is a transcript of the gene Vps52, whose product is annotated as vacuolar protein sorting-associated protein 52 homolog. NCBI's taxonomy places the organism in Eukaryota, Metazoa, Arthropoda, Insecta, Diptera, Calliphoridae. The transcript has 6 exons. Gene Ontology annotation, molecular function: syntaxin binding. Gene Ontology annotation, biological process: retrograde transport, endosome to Golgi; endocytic recycling; lysosomal transport. The coding region runs from base 124 to 2109 and encodes 661 amino acids. The record is from RefSeq and is a predicted model, not a curated record. Gene Ontology annotation, cellular component: GARP complex.
ACAUCACUGACAUUUAUCAACAAAAUAAAUUGGAUUUUUUUGUUUAUAGUGUGAAAAAAAAAGAAAAUAAAGAAAUUUUUAUAAAUUUAGGACAUAUUGUGAACAAAAAAAAAACUAAAAAAUAUGGCACAAAAUGAAACGAAUCUCAGCGAACAACUGGACAAUGAAGAGGUUCGAGAAAUCUUAAAAAAUACCACAGAUUUAAGACAAUAUUCGCGACAAAUUGAGAAAGAGUUCAAAGAAGUUGAAAACAAAUCAAUAGAAGACUACAUUAAGGAAUCCCAAAAUAUAGCAGCUUUACACAAUCAAAUCGGUGAAUGUGAUGAUGUGCUGGAGCGUAUGGAAAAUAUGUUGAUGAGUUUUCAAAGUGUCCUCAGUAAUAUAAGUACCGAAAUUACCCAGCUGCAAAAGAAAUCGGUGGCCAUGUCAGUACAACUCACCAACAGACAAUCGGUUAAGGCUCAACUAUCACAAUUCAUAGAGGAUAUGGCGGUGUCGGAAGAAAUGAUUAUGUCUAUAAUGGAAACACCUGUUACCGAGAAGGAAUUUGAGAAGCAAUUGAAUAUUUUAAAUCACAAACUGUCCUUGGUAAAGGAAUUGAGUUUUAAAGAAUCUAAAUCGACAGCUGAUGUAGCGGAUGUUUUGCACAAGUUGAGGCUUAAAGCCAUGACUAAAAUACGUCAAUAUAUGCUGGAACAAAUCUAUAAAUUUCGCAAACCCAUGACCAAUUAUCAAAUACCCCAGAAUGCCAUGUUGAAACAUAAAUUCUUUUUCGAAUUUAUACUCUCCAAUGAGCGUCAAGUGGCCCAGGAAAUAUGCAAUGAAUAUAUUGAUACUAUGAGUAAAAUUUAUUAUAGUUAUUUUAAGAGCUAUUCCUCCCGCUUGUCUAGCUUGAAAUUUGAAGAGUCUUGCACUAAAGAUGAUUUAAUGGGUAUUGAGGAUAAUAUUUCCAAAGGCUUGUUUGCCAAAACUACUAGUUUAAAAAAUAAAAGUACUAUUUUCACCAUCGGUAAAAGAGGCGAGAUUUUAAAUCAACAACUGGAAGCACCUAUUAUAGUGCCACAUGCUCAAAUGAAAAAUAGGUACACAUUUGAGGCUUUAUUCCGCUCUGAACAGUAUGCUUUAGUGGACAAUGCCUGUCGUGAAUAUUUAUUUGUCACCGAAUUCUUUAUGGUGCGGGGAGCUCAGGCCCAGGAUUUGUUUAAUCAAAUAUUGGGCAAGACGUUAACCCUAAUGAUAAAAAAUCUGGAAACCAGUAUACAGGAUUGUUAUGACACCAUAGCUAUGUUUUUAUGCAUCCAAUUAAUAUUUCGCUAUCAGUUGAUGUGUCAUAAGAGAUGUGUGCCAGCAUUGGAUAAAUACUGGGAUUCCUUACAAUCGGUAUUUUGGCCACGUUUCGAACAUGUGUUCCGCUUGAAUAUACAGAGUAUUAGAGAUUGUGAUCCUACGAAAUUUAAUAAAGAGUUAGGACCACAUUAUAUAACACGCCGCUACGCUGAAUUCUCCGCUGCCAUUGUGGGCAUCUCUGAACAUUUCCCCAAUGAAUUAGUAAGUCGUUUACUGUUGGAAUUACAGAAUGAAGUAGAAUGUUUCAUACUACGCAUGGCCGCCAUAUUCCCAACACGCAAGGAACAACUUAUUUAUUUAAUUAAUAACUACGAUUUAGUUUUGGGUGUGUUAAUGGAACAUACCCGUGACAAUUCCAAAGAAGCGGAAGCCUUCCGCGAACAGCUUAAUGCACGCAGUGCCGAGUAUGUAGAUGAAAUAUUGGCUCCACACUUUGGUGGUAUUAUACAAUUUGUCAAGGAAUGUGAACCUUACUAUGAAAAGGAACAGCUGGAAGAGUUGCGCAAACAGGAACGUAGAAGUCUAGCUUUGGUGGCCAGUUUUUCGGCUAAUUGGAAGAAGUCUUUAGAGGAAUUAAAUCGUGAAGUUUUAUUAUCAUUCCCCUCACUUUUGACCGGCUCUCAAUUGCUGCAAUUGGCUUUGGCUAGUUUAGUGCAAUACUAUCACAGAUUCCAUAAACUCUUGACGCCCAAUGCUCGGGCUCAAUUAACCAAUAUACAUGUGGUUAUGGUAGAAAUGAAAAAGUAUAAAUGUAAUUAUUGAGAACAGCAAAUAAUUGCCUGUUGUUAGAGAACUAUUUAUAAUAAUUCCAUUAGUUGCUAGACAGAUAUAUAAAAUAAGUAAAUAUAAUUUAAGUAUUAACACAAAUUAAAAAUUUA